Striga asiatica is the source of this 2904-nucleotide messenger RNA. The record is from the annotation of a GenBank genome assembly. Lineage: Eukaryota; Viridiplantae; Streptophyta; Magnoliopsida; Lamiales; Orobanchaceae.
CCAUAUAGAUGAAUUUUCCACCUCAAAUCCAUUGAUUUCCUGAUGGGCUGCGCCAGCUCGAAGCUCGAAGACUCGCCGGCGGUGGCCCUGUGCCGCGAGCGCUGCUCUUUUCUCGACGAGGCCAUACGACAGCGUUUCGCCUUCGCCGAGGCCCACGUCGCCUAUCUCCAAUCCCUCAAGUCCGUCGGGCUCUCCCUCGAUCGCUUUUUCACCCAAUAUCUCGACGGCUCCACAAGCGGUUCGUCCUCCCCGGUUCUCAAUCUGCCGUCCCAGCGAAAGGGGGACCCGCAUCCGCCCGGUUCGCCGCCGGAGAAAAUCCAGCACCACCUCCACUCCAACUCCGAUUCCGACUCCGUCUCCGGUUCGCAUCUCCACUUCCAUUCGGAGGACGAGGAUGGAUCCGAUUCGGAGUCCCUGCAUCUUCACGGCGAGGUCGGCUCGCCGGUACACCCCCACCACCAGCCACCGCCGCCGUACCUCCCAUACGGCGGCUAUUACCCCGUUUACGAGAAUUUCAACAUGAAUCUCCCCGCCCCCCGCGGCGGCGGCGGGUUUAUGAAUAUAAAUUACAUGAGGAAGCACACGACGCCGUCCGUGGUCUACACGCAGCGGCCCAAGAGCCCCGACACGAUGCAUAUGGGUGAAUCCUCUGCUCCUUCAUCUUCCUACUACUCUUAUCCUAAUAAUCAGAGCUCAAACCCUUCAAAUCCUAUGUACAAUUUCAACAAUAAUGACGGAGGUUAUCCGAAUUACCCUUCCUACGGCGGCGUCGGAGGUGGAUUCUGGGGCGGCUCUUCUUCCCCUCCUGCGCCGACGUACGGCGGCGGAUAUUCAUCUUCUCCGGCGGUGGCUUCGACUUCCAAAGCGCCCCCACCUCCACCCUCGCCCCCGAGCUCCUCCGCCUGGGAUUUUCUCAACCCGUUUGAGAGCUUUGAGAAAUUUUAUCCCCCUUAUAUCCCUAGCCGGGACUCCAGAGAGGUGAGAGAGGAAGAAGGGAUCCCCGAUUUAGAGGAUGAGGAAGAUGAGGUUGUGAAGGAAAUUCAUGGGGAGCAGAAGUUUGCAGAUAGCCACUCGAAACACCGGCUGUCUGAGGAAAAUGCUCGUGUGGCGAAGGAGGCUGAGUUACAGUAUAGAGCGAGGCCGAGCGUGGGCAAUGAUACUGAGUCUUCCAUGAAAUAUGAGGUUCGUAUGGUGGAUAAAAUGGUUGAUGCUGAGAAGUCGACGGUUCAGGGGAAUGCAGCUGGAUUUAAGCCACGUGGUGGGUUCAAGGAAGAUUCAGAUGUUGUGAGGGAGAUUCAAGUUCAGUUUGAGCGUGCUUCGGAGUUUGGGAGUGAGCUGACUAAAUUUCUGGAAGUCGAGAAGCUUCCUUAUAAGCGAAAACACGGCGGCCAUCAUGUUUCUUCCAAGAUAUUGCAUUUACAUUUGGUGUCCUCACAACCUUCGGCAUCUAAAAGUUCCGAUGGCGCUGAUCCCAACUUGUUAGACAUAAAUCAAGAAUUAGAGCUUAGGUCCAAGAGUCUUUCGUCUACUUUACAUAAACUAUACCUCUGGGAGAAAAAACUGUAUGAAGAAGUCAAGGUUGAGGAAAAGAUGAGAGUCCUCCACGAGCGCAAGUCCCGAAAAUUAAAGCGCUUGGAUGAAAAGGGUGCCGAGGCUCAGAAAGUAGAUGCAACUAGGGCUUUAGUCAAGAGCCUUUCGACCAAAAUUAGAAUUGCAAUUCAGGUAGUCGAUAAGAUCUCAGUGAAGAUAAAUACUUUGAGAGACGACGAAUUGUGGCCACAACUAAAUGAAUUCAUUCAAGGGUUGACUAAAAUGUGGAAGUCAAUGCUCGAGUGCCACCACAGGCAAUGCCAAGCCAUGAGCAAAGCCAAACGACUGGACACCAUCACACUCGGAAAGCACUUGAAGGAUUCGCAAUUGGAGGCCACCCAGCAGCUAGAGCAUGACCUCAUCAACUGGGCCACGAGAUUCUCUUAUUGGGCCGAGGCCCAAAAGGCCUAUGUCCGGGCCCUACACAGCUGGCUCAUGAAAUGCCUGCUCUACAUCCCGGAAGAAACCCCCGAUGGAAUCGUCCCCUUCUCCCCCAGCCGAAUCGGGGCACCCCCGAUAUUCAUCAUCUGCAAUCAGUGGUGGCAGUCUCUCGAACGAGUCUCGGAAAAACAAGUGCUCGAUUCCAUGCGUGACCUGGCAUCCAACGUGCUCCAGCUUUGGGACCUGGAAAUCAAGAGCCUUGAGAAAGAGGAGCAGAGGAUUCACAAGGAGAUUCAGGCACUCCACAAAAGAAGUUCGACUGUUUACCAAAGCCAGACCACCAAAGGCGGGAGCCUCCAGUCGAGCCUGCAGCACGUGCUCGAGGCUAUGGACAGCUUCUGCACGAGCUCCCUCAAAGUUUACGAGGAUUUGGUGCAACGUAUUCAAGAAGAUCAUCGAGGGCAAGAAAGGGAAUAAUAAAUAGUCCACACUUUACAAAAUCUGCAUGGCUUCUUCUUUUUGACCAGUUGGAAAUUUGAAAGUGUCUGAGGAGAAUAUUUUACUGGUGUGAAGAGCCGAUUAAAGACUUGCAGUGCACGAAUUGGUAAUAAUUGAGCGAGGGAGCUUCGAUUGAGGAAAAAGAAAUAAGCAAAAAGGUAUAUUAUUAGUAGGUUUAUGUAUAUUAGUAGGUUUACCAGUAGUUGUAUGAAACUUUCUUGUAUUAUUGUAUAGGAAUUCUUUGUAUACGUUUGUUUGUUCAGGGUGGAUUAUUGGAAAUCAACAGCAGAGUUCACCCUUUUCAUUUCAAGAGGCUUUAAUAUAUUUUGUUCUUGAAAGAGAGCAAGUGAGCCAUUCUUUUGGUAUCUUCUUUUGCUUUGAGCAUUUUAGCAAUAUAGCCUAUAUUAUGUGAAUGAGUAGGCUGCUACUGAUUGA